AUGGCCUCCUUCAAGGAAUUGUCCCUCUCUCGCCCUCUUCCUCAAUCCAACUCCCGUCACCACUCCCAUUCCAUCUCGCUCGGUGCGGUCAACGCCAACCAUCGGGUGACUCGUCGCAAGAGUGUCACCACUGCCGCUGCUGCUAAUGCGGCCGCUGCUGCGGUCGCUGCAUCCUUGAAAGAGUCGGGCGAUUCCAUGGGAAUUCCGAUGCCCGCACACCGCCGUGGGAGUCGGAAAGGCUGGGAGUCCAGCUCGGUCGGAGCCCCCUCCGGCUUCGGCUCUUAUCUGUCUCGCAGCAUGAACAGCCCCAGCCAGGAGCCCCCGGUCGCUCGCAAAACCUCCCCUUCCCAGACGACCCCCAUCGUACCCCCCGCAACGAUCUCCGAAAACACCGUCCCAGAUUCCUCGGAUCCCAGUAACCCAGCGGCCAAGCCAGUCACCACCAAGAACCGCAACCGCCGGGCCAGCGAAGGUGCCCACCUGGUCAAACCCGAGGGAAAGCGAUCCAUGGCCGAGCUUCGCUGCGAGCGUUGCGGGAAAGGGUAUAAGCAUGGCAGCUGCUUGUCCAAGCAUAUGUGGGAACAUGACCCUGCGUGGGCCAUCACUUCGAAACUUUUGAUCUCCAAGCACCAACAGGUGCAAUUGCUGGAAGCCGCCUCUGUGCUGGUUACCAUGACUCAGGAUCCCGAUGAGAACGCAGAGGCCGACUCGGAGAUCUCAUCCUCCUCACCGGACGCUUCGUCGGAGCUGCGGGAGGGUCUCAGUUCCGCGGAGACGACCCCGCCCCCAAUGGACGAGGACGAUGAUGACGAUGAGGACAUGGCCAUGGAACCCACGGCUGACAAGCGCUUCAGCGUCAGCAAUGCCUCAGGUCUCUUCUCUCACUCAUAUCAGUCCGGCCCCUCAAGCUCGUUUACGAGCAGCGCUCCCUGGGCAUCCCCAGCAUUUUCUCACAUGCGGCACUCGAGCAUUGACACUCGCCCCUCCACUGCGGAAGCCAAGUUGCACGAGGACGACGAGGCUGACCUGGCAGCCGCCAUCGGCCUCUGCAAUUUCGGCACCCCUCGCAUGGGACCAGUGCCGCUGUCUCCUAGCGUGCCUCCAGUGCCUUCCCUCCCGACUCGAUUCCUCGACCAACGAAGUCCCUCGGACAGCCAAAGCCACAGCUUAGACCAGUCCAACGCAGGCCUUGCCAACUCCGCCUUCUCAAACACCACUUCCAACCUCUUUCUCUCCCUAUCUUAUAAUCCUUCGCUGUCUUACAAGGUCUCCGAUGAGCGCGAAGUCCGAACGGGUGGUGCUGCAACCGACCGUGCCAAGCGACAAACCCGCAACGCCGACGUCGAUUUCAGCAGUCGGCCAGCCCAGGCAGACGACGAUGACGAUGGCAUUUUCGGCCGCAUGGAAGAAUAG
This is a messenger RNA of Aspergillus aculeatinus CBS 121060, 1413 nucleotides long. RefSeq names its product putative C2H2 finger domain protein. The transcript has 3 exons. The coding region runs from base 1 to 1413 and encodes 470 amino acids. The record is from RefSeq and is a predicted model, not a curated record. Lineage: Eukaryota; Fungi; Ascomycota; Eurotiomycetes; Eurotiales; Aspergillaceae.